UUAAACCAGUUCCUCACGGACAGUACAGACACAAAUGAAGCAAACCGCCAAGGUAUUCCAUUACCUUUCUUCUCUCCAUUUUAAAACCGGAUGAUUUGAAUCAAUUUGAGAGAAACGAGCCAAAUUUUCGAAAACUAAGUACGAAUCGCAAGUUCGAAUUGCAGCGAUCAAAUUACUGAUUUUCUCAGCUUUAAUUUUCUCUCACUUUCUCGAGAAAAUCGUUAAGAAAACGCGGGAAUUCAUAGUUUCAUCAGCAAUGAAAAUCCGUCAGAAAAAUGCACAUGAUCGUCCGUUGGAGAGAAAUCCUCUCACCGCCUCGAUUAAAUCUCUUCCGAUGUUGAUGCUUUACUUCCUCCUUAUGUUCUUCUCGAUGAUCUGUUUAUUUUACUCUCCAAAAUUUCUCUAUUAUUCUUCAUUUUAUUGUCGCAGCCGUGGAUCUUCAUCUUCAUCCAUGAAAAUCGACGACUCUGUUCUUGAUCCGGCACCAGAAUCGCUAUUGCCGAAGCCUCGAGAGGAAACAAAUAUCUCUCAUGUAAUUUUCGGCAUAGCCGCUUCCGCUAAGCUUUGGAAUCACAGAAAAAAUUACAUCAAGCUAUGGUGGAGAUCCAACGAAAUGCGAGGAAUCGUCUGGUUAGAUGAGGCAGUGGAAAGUGCCGGCGACGAUGACUUCCUCCCGACGGUAAUGAUUUCCAGUGAUACUUCUGAAUUUCUUUACGAAAAUCCGGAAGGGCAUAGAUCUGCGAUACGGAUUUCGCGAAUUGUCUCUGAAACUUUGAGGCUAGGACUUUUCGCUAGGGCAGAGGUACGGUGGAUUGUUAUGGGCGACGAUGACACUUUUUUCGCCGUCGAUAACUUGGUGAAGGUGUUGCGGAAGUACGAUGAUAAUCAAUUUUACUAUAUCGGAAGUUCGUCGGAAAGUCAUUUACAGAAUAUGCAUUUCUCUUACAAUAUGGCUUACGGCGGAGGUGGAUUCGCUAUAAGUUAUCCAUUGGCGAAAGAACUGGAGAAAAUGCAGGAUAAUUGCUUGCAGAGGUAUCCGAAAUUAUACGGUUCCGAUGAUCGGAUUCAGGCUUGCAUGGCGGAGCUCGGCGUUCCUCUCACCAGAGAACCAGGAUUUCACCAGUGCGAUGUUUACGGCAAUCUAUUUGGGCUCCUGACGGCCCAUCCAUUGGCACCUUUGGUCUCUCUUCACCACUUGGACAUAGUGGAUCCAAUAUUCCCUGAAAUGGGCCGUUUUGAGGCCCUACAAAAACUUGGGCCCCCAAUGAAUCUGGACUCCGCUGGGCUCAUGCAGCAAUCCAUAUGCUACCACAAAUCUGGGCUUUGGACUGUUUCCAUUGCAUGGGGCUACGCUGUUCAAAUAUUUCUCACCAAAUUAUUCCCCAGGGACGUCCAACUUCCGGCCACCACCUUCCUCAAUUGGUACCCUAACGCGGGCACCUCCGCUCACGCCUUCAACACCAGAUCGAUUAGCCUCGAUGCUUGCCAAACUCCCUUUGUUUACUAUUUACACAAUAUCACAUUCAAUGCGAGUACAAACCAGACGGUUAGCCGAUACACUCACUACCGAAUACCCGAACCCGAAUGCAAGUGGAAGAUGUCGGAUCAUGCAAUGAUAGAAAUAGUAGAUGUCUUGAGAAAACCCGAUCCACUUUUAUGGGACAAGGCUCCAAAGAAGGAGGCCAUGCUUGUAUAA
Molecule: messenger RNA, 1696 nt
Organism: Benincasa hispida (wax gourd)
Lineage: Eukaryota; Viridiplantae; Streptophyta; Magnoliopsida; Cucurbitales; Cucurbitaceae
Source: RefSeq, a predicted model, not a curated record